This is a messenger RNA of Cylicostephanus goldi, 378 nucleotides long. Lineage: Eukaryota; Metazoa; Nematoda; Chromadorea; Rhabditida; Strongylidae. The record is from the annotation of a GenBank genome assembly.
AUGUUGGGCGCUACACUUGACUGGAAAAACUCUUAUUACACAUUAGAUGAGAAGUUUUCUGCCGCUGUGACCAAAGCAUUCAUUACUUUAUAUAACGAUGGCUUGAUUUAUCGUGAUAAGAAGGUAGUGAACUGGUGUCCCUAUUUGCGCAGUUCGCUCUCGGAUCAGGAGGUGGAUCGUAUCGAAGUGCAAUCGUCUACAAAAAUGUCCAUACCUUCACCGGAGGGAGGGAAGCGAGAUGUUGAAGUAGGAACCAUGUAUCGGAUUAGGUAUCCUUUGGCAGGCAGCGACAGCUUGCUUUUCAUUGCUGAUCUGAACAAUUUUUACUUCUGCGAUAUCUCAAGUCUUCAUCUUAGGACUGAAUCGUUGGCUUUCUGA